UCAGCUCUGCCUCCCAGCCACCCUCCCACGCCUCCUGCGAGGCGCAGCAGCUCUACAUAAACGCAGCCCCGCUGCUAGCGCAGGGCACUCGCCUCUCAGCCCGACCCAGGAGGCUCGCCCGGCGGGCGGGACGGGGGACAUAGGCGAGGCGAGGCGAGGCGGCUCCGUCAGCGCUUGGCGUGAGGCGCGGCGGCAGCUCAGCUCAGCUCAGCCCGCGCCCGCAGAGCGAGAAGGGGCCAGAGCAGACGCUGCCCGCGCCCGCAGCCAGAGGCUCUGCCGGCGCGGAGCAGAGGACGGCGAGAGGGGCCGAGAGGCGGCUGCACCCCCGCCACCCGCCGGAGUAAGGGCAGGCGGCGGCGGCGGGCUCGCUCCGGGAUGGCCCUGGCGGACAGCGCCCGGGGGUUGCCGAACGGGGGCGGCGUGUCCCCGGCGGCGGGGCCGGGCUCGGGGGCCGCGGGCUCGUCCGCCUUCCCGGAGAUCGUGGAGCUGAACGUGGGCGGGCAGGUGUACGUGACGCGGCGGGGCACGGUGGUGUCGGUGCGGGACUCGCUGCUCUGGCGCAUGUUCUCGCAGCAGCAGCCCGGCGAGCUGCCCCGGGACAGCAAAGGCCGCUUCUUCCUCGACCGCGACGGCUUCCUCUUCCGCUACAUCCUGGACUACCUGCGGGACCUGCAGCUGGUGCUGCCCGAGCACUUCCCCGAGCGCAGCCGCCUGCAGCGGGAGGCCGAGUACUUCCAGCUGCCGGAGCUGGCGCGCCGCCUGGCGCAGGGCCGGGGGGCGGCCGGCGGGGGGACGCGCCCCGCCGCCCUCCACCGCGACGGCUCCCUCUGCGCCGACGAGCCCCCGCCCCUGCUCGGCUGCCUGGAGGCGGAGCCGCCCGAGGCGGGGGGCGCCGCCCCGGCCCCGGCCCCGGCCCCGUCGCCCCCCUCCAGCCGCAGCCCCUCCGGCGGCCCGCUGCUCACCCCGUCGCAGUCCCUGGACGGCGGGGCGGGGCGGCGCUCGGGCUACAUCACCAUCGGCUACCGCGGCUCCUACACCAUCGGGCGGGAGGCGCAGGCCGACGCCAAGUUCCGGCGGGUGGCGCGCAUCACCGUGUGCGGCAAGACGGCGCUGGCCAAGGAGGUGUUCGGCGAGACGCUGAACGAGAGCCGCGACCCCGACCGGCCCCCCGAGCGCUACACCGCCCGCUACUACCUCAAGUUCAACUUCCUGGAGCAGGCCUUCGACCGCCUCUCCGAGGCCGGCUUCCGCAUGGCCGCCUGCUCCUCCACCGGCACCUGCGCCUUCGCCCCCGAGCUGGGCGGCCCCGCCGACGACAAGAUCUGGACCAGCUACACCGAGUACGUGUUCUGCAGGGACUGAGGCGGCGGACGCGGCACACGCCCCUUGUGCGUCCCCAGCCCCUCGCCCCCACCCCGCCAACCUCUUGCCCCGCACCCCCGCCAGGCCCCCAGCUGGCUGCCAGCCCCUCCCCCCCCCACACCCGAUAGCAAGUGGAUGUGGAAAA
Molecule: messenger RNA, 1507 nt
Organism: Dermochelys coriacea (leatherback sea turtle)
Lineage: Eukaryota; Metazoa; Chordata; Testudines; Dermochelyidae
Gene: KCTD12
Product: potassium channel tetramerization domain containing 12
Exons: 1
Coding region: 376-1362 (328 amino acids)
Biological process (GO): regulation of G protein-coupled receptor signaling pathway; protein homooligomerization
Cellular component (GO): presynaptic membrane; postsynaptic membrane
Molecular function (GO): protein binding
Source: RefSeq, a predicted model, not a curated record